AGUCAUCGUUGCUUCCCAAUUUCACAUGUUGUUUUAUGCGUCACGGACCCUUCCUAACACAUUCGCCUUUAUUUUUGGUCUGUACGGAAUUUUAACAUAUUUCAUAGAUGUUUGGAAAACCGUUAUGAAAGUGCGGUUCGAUGGGCAACUGUGGCUGUCGUGCUAUUCAGGUGAGAACAGCGUGGAGCUGGGAGGAAUCUGCAAAGAAACAUGUUACAGAUGCGAACUUGUGUUGCUAUUUGCUCCUAUAUUUUUGCGAGUCAUCGUCACUGGAAGACUGCCUCUUUUCGGAUGGGAUGGAGCUUUAGUGAACGGAUUGAGAACUGCUGUCAAAGUGCUUGGUAUGUCCCACUUUUUUACUAGAAUAGUGGCUUUUUCAGCAGUAACUAUUCCUUUGGACUCUCUGUUUUGGGGACGUCUUGUGUAUCCUGAAUUUGAAGUGGCGUUGUUCAAUGUUCUAUAUAACAGAAGCCAUGAGUAUGGGGUUCAUCAUGUACUCGUUUCCACUGAUCAACUUGUCGGCAGCUGUUUUUUGCGCAAGAAUUUCUUUCAAGGGAAGAUCAUUAGGUACAUCAAUCGCGAGAAGUCUCUGGUUCGUCGUCUGCUUUAUUAUGGAUGCUGUUUACACAUUGUUGCCAAUCUCCUGGCCACAGCCGCUUUCCUCUAUGCUGGCGCCAGGAACUACCCAGGUGGAGAUGCCAUAGCUCACCUUCAGUGGACUCAACGAGUUGACGCUCAGAAACCGAUCUCUGUUUACGUCGAUAAUGCUUGCGCUCAGACUGGAGUCAGCCGAUUCAUGCAACUUUACGAUGCUUGGGAGUAUAAUAAGACUGAGACGCUAAAACCGUCUGACAUGGAACGUUUCGAUUUUCUCAUGAUUGGCACAUAUUCGGGAGAUCUCAAGCAGAUUGUGCAGGCAAACUACUCGACUCAUCAUCGGGUGAUGUUUGCCGUGCCAGCAUUCCAUCGCUUCAACAUCAAGAAGACGUCUACCUUUCCGUUCUACUAUCCUGAAAUGGUGUUUAGGGAGAAAGUGGCAGUACUGAGGAAGAAAUAA
Molecule: messenger RNA, 1057 nt
Organism: Haemonchus placei
Lineage: Eukaryota; Metazoa; Nematoda; Chromadorea; Rhabditida; Trichostrongylidae
Source: the annotation of a GenBank genome assembly